This is a messenger RNA of Pteropus alecto (black flying fox), 2192 nucleotides long. RefSeq names its product solute carrier family 25 member 44 (gene SLC25A44). The record is from RefSeq and is a predicted model, not a curated record. Gene Ontology annotation, cellular component: mitochondrion. Gene Ontology annotation, biological process: branched-chain amino acid catabolic process. Gene Ontology annotation, molecular function: branched-chain amino acid transmembrane transporter activity. NCBI's taxonomy places the organism in Eukaryota, Metazoa, Chordata, Mammalia, Chiroptera, Pteropodidae. The transcript has 4 exons. The coding region runs from base 290 to 1543 and encodes 417 amino acids.
CCUCCAAGAUGUCCCCUAUUGCUGCAAUCUUUUGAGUUCCGGAGCCUGAAAAUUGGUCGUCUGCCCUCACUCCUUCCUGCCGCACAUUGGCUUCUACUGCUUUGGCGCCACAGAUGAGCAAAGUUCCACGAACAUUACAGAUUAAAUUUAAAUUCGAGGAUUCCAACAGAUCCGAAGCACAAGGUGACCCGUUUAGAACCGGAUCUUCAAGAAGCGCCUGCUGUGACUCGAUUUUCGCCAAUUGGAAAGGACACGCACGCGCCGUAGAGCUGGGGGCACGGCGAAGCUGAUGAAGGCGUGGCUUCUGCCCAAACGCAAGAUGGCCGCAGGGGCCGCCCUCCCUCGUCCGCGGGCGAGGAGCUCAGAACGCCAUUGGUGGAGCUUCCCACAGCUCAUCUUCCGGGGAACGGGAAUACAGAGUCCCAAUUUCCGGUUCCGACAGGACCCGGAGCCCGGUCGAGAUGGAGGAAGAUGUGGCCCGAGGCCGGCAGUCGCCGGGAGCAAUGGAUCGAGCGGAAGCUGCGGCCUAGGGGCCUCGGCUUGGACUUCUCCUCGGACGCGGCGGGACCGCCCUGAGCUGAGAAGGGCUUCGGGCACCAUGGAGGACAAACGCAACAUCCAGAUCAUCGAGUGGGAGCACCUGGACAAGAAGAAGUUCUACGUGCUGGGCGUGGCGAUGACGAUGAUGAUCCGCGUCAGCGUCUACCCGUUCACCCUCAUCCGCACGCGGCUGCAGGUCCAGAAGGGCAAGAGCCUGUACCAGGGCACCUUCGACGCCUUCGUCAAGAUCCUGCGGGCCGACGGCGUCACCGGCCUCUACCGGGGCUUCCUGGUCAACACCUUCACCCUCAUCUCAGGCCAGUGCUACGUCACCACCUAUGAGCUCACCCGGAAGUUCGUAGCUGACUACAGCCAGAGCAACACAGUCAAGUCGCUGGUGGCCGGUGGCUCGGCCUCCCUGGUGGCCCAGAGCAUCACGGUGCCCAUCGACGUGGUCUCCCAGCACCUGAUGAUGCAGCGCAAGGGCGAGAAGACCAGCCGCUUCCAGGUGCGAGGGGGCCCCGAGGGACAGGGCGUGGUCGCCUUCGGCCAAACCAAGGACAUCAUCAGGCAGAUCCUGCGGGCCGACGGCCUCCGGGGCUUCUACCGAGGCUACGUGGCCUCCCUGCUCACCUACAUCCCCAACAGCGCCGUGUGGUGGCCCUUCUAUCAUUUCUAUGCAGAGCAGCUCUCCCACCUCUGUCCCAAGGAGUGUCCUCACAUUGUCCUUCAAGCCAUGUCAGGCCCCCUGGCCGCGGCCACUGCUUCCGUCCUCACCAAUCCCAUGGAUGUCAUCCGGACCCGAGUGCAGGUUGAGGGCAAGACCUCCAUCAUCCUGACCUUCAGACAGCUCAUGGCAGAAGAGGGCCCUUGGGGCCUCAUGAAGGGGCUCUCAGCCCGAAUCAUCUCGGCCACGCCCUCCACCAUUGUCAUCGUGGUGGGCUACGAGAGCCUCAAGAAGCUCAGCCUGCGCCCGGAGCUGGUGGACUCGAGACACUGGUAACCCGAGGUGGGACAGAAGCCUGCCGCUUCCUACACUGUGCGGGGUCGGGCAGAGCCGGGGGCGCACGCUCUCCGAGUCCCCCUGCCACACAGCGGCCUGCUCGGGCCAGGGACAGAGACUGACCUGCCCCGGCUGCGGAGGCCCGGCUCCCGUCGAUUUGAAUUUUCUGGCCAAACUGGGCUCCCUCACACAGUCCCUGUCCUCGGUCCUGCCCUGAGGAAACCCCCCUCCCCGCCGAGCCCCUGGCACCCCUGUCCCGCUGGCCCUUUGCCCGACUGCCCUGCACCCGCGACCCCGAGGUCUGAGAAGAGCUGCGCGGAGAGCUGGCUCACCACCCGGGGCCGUGCUCCCGGGCCGCAGCCCUCGCCUGCUGCUCAUUUCUGCUUUGGGCCUGAGCGGCCACCAGACUACUCUGCUCUUCCUGCCGCCGGGGGCAAGCUGCCCGGCUCUUCCGCGUGGGGAGUAGAAGCAGCAGACGCCACUGGCCCUCCGGAGCGUGCGCCCUCCCUGGAGGGGUGUUAGGUUGAGGAGAAAUGCCGACACUACAGCUUGGUGUACGUAUUGUUAGCGCCCGUGAACUGGGCCACUCUCUUUGCCCUGCUAACGCGCCCAUCCUGCAGUCAGAGCCACCCUUCCUCAUGGUGUGAAA